GCUGCUGCUGGGCGGGGAGACCGGGAGCCCGAGAGGAGGCCGGAAAUUCUCGUCCGGGAGAAGGAAGAGAGAGCCUGUUGACUCUGAAUUUGCUUCAAAAUAGACGCCGUCUCUGUAGCCUGGGCUUAAGAAUCUUUCCGAGGAUACUUACCAGACCGUAAGGAGUGAUAACUACUGUCUAGGACCUGAAUUGGGAAAAAAAAAGGACAGCAGAGAAAGAAUGCUUAGGUAACACGAGACUUAUAGCUUUGCUUUCGUUUUGCGACUACAAAUUGAUGCACGUGGGUUUAUAUACAGUGUAACACCAAAACAGAACUAGAUUCUGCAGUGAGAGUCGAUAGCUUAGUCAUUUUACUUAAAGGGAGCACGCAGGCUUAUUAUGGGGUUAGACAGCAAAAAUGAAUUUGGUCACAAUAUGAUCACAUCUCUCGUUGGUAUCUAACUGUAGUCCUGUCCUAUGGAGUGCAAAAAGCAUACUUCUUUCUUUCUUAGCUAAAGAAACAAAGUCACAGUAUUAAAUUCAAAGAAGUUUGGGGUUGUUGUACAAGGCUAUUAACAUCAUCCUGUUCCCUGGGCUUGUAAGAACGGAGAACUGCAUUAAAUUGAUCACUGAUGAAUAUGUGUCUAAGAAAGAAGAAAAAGCAAUAUUCAUUUCUGAACAUGGCAAAGCAAUCUGAAGUUACACAUCUCCCCCUAAACACUGAUUUGGCACAGAUGGCAAGAAACUAUCUUUUCACUAACCUUUUCCAACUGUCCAAAAUGCUGCAUAUGAAGAUGCUUUAAUUCACAGUCAAAGCACUUGGAUUUUUAUCAAGGCAAACUGUUGGCAUUGUCAGAACAGUUUCUGUAUACUGAUUAAUUUAAUGUUUCUUUAAAAUAGCAAAUGAUGCAUAAAUGGAUGGACGUGUACCUAGAAAACCCUGUGAGAAGUCUUUCAUUGGAUCCUGUGAAUUUUUAUUUUUGUGGAUUACAGUAAUUCUUGCAAUAAUCCCUGCUGUUGACUGCUCAUGCAGUUGUUCUGGCAUGCAUCUAUGAAUACCAUAACAGAUAAAUCUGGCUGACAAGGAAAACGCUAAUGUUGGAAGAUCUGUGAACAUGAUGCAUGUGAAUAAUUUCCCCUUUAGGAGGCAUUCAUGGAUAUGUUUCGAUGUAGACAAUGGUACAUCAUCGGGACGAAGUCCCUUGGAUCCCAUGACAAGCCCUGGAUCAGGGCUAAUUCUUCAGGCAAAUUUUGUCCACAGUCAACGUAGGGAGUCUUUCCUUUACCGGUCAGACAGUGACUAUGACUUGUCUCCAAAGUCCAUGUCCAGGAACUCUUCCAUUGCCAGUGAUAUACAUGGAGAUGACUUGAUUGUGACACCGUUUGCUCAGGUGCUGGCCAGCCUGCGUACUGUACGGAAUAACUUUGCUGCAUUAACCAAUUUACAAGAUCGGGCACCCAGCAAACGAUCACCAAUGUGUAACCAACCAUCUAUUAACAAAGCAACUAUAACAGAGGAGGCCUAUCAAAAACUGGCUAGCGAGACCAUGGAGGAGCUGGACUGGUGCCUGGACCAGCUGGAGACCCUGCAGACCAGGCACUCCGUCAGCGAAAUGGCCUCGAACAAGUUUAAAAGAAUGCUCAACCGGGAGCUAACCCACCUAUCUGAAAUGAGCAGGUCAGGCAAUCAGGUCUCAGAAUAUAUAUCAAACACAUUCUUAGACAAACAACAUGAAGUUGAAAUCCCUUCUCCAACACAGAAAGAGAAAGAGAAAAAGAAGAGGCCGAUGUCCCAGAUCAGUGGAGUCAAAAAACUCAUGCACAGCUCUAGCCUAACUAAUUCCAGUAUUCCCAGAUUUGGAGUUAAAACAGACCAAGAAGAUGUCCUUGCCAAGGAACUAGAAGAUGUGAACAAGUGGGGCCUUCAGGUUUUCAGAGUAGCAGAGUUAUCUGGAAACAGACCUUUGACUGUCAUCAUGCACACUAUUUUUCAGGAACGGGACUUGUUAAAAACUUUUAAGAUUCCAGUAGAUACUUUAAUAACUUACUUGAUGACCCUUGAAGACCAUUACCAUGCAGAUGUGGCAUAUCACAAUAACAUACAUGCUGCAGAUGUUGUUCAGUCAACCCAUGUGCUACUAUCAACCCCAGCAUUAGAGGCAGUGUUCACUGAUUUGGAAAUUCUUGCAGCAAUUUUUGCCAGUGCCAUACAUGAUGUAGAUCAUCCUGGGGUUUCAAACCAGUUUCUUAUCAACACAAAUUCUGAACUUGCCUUGAUGUACAAUGACUCAUCAGUACUGGAGAAUCAUCACUUAGCUGUGGGUUUCAAGCUGCUGCAAGAAGAAAAUUGUGACAUUUUCCAGAAUUUGACCAAAAAACAAAGGCAGUCAUUGAGGAAAAUGGUCAUUGAUAUUGUCCUUGCAACAGAUAUGUCUAAGCAUAUGAAUCUACUGGCUGAUCUAAAAACUAUGGUUGAAACUAAAAAAGUGACCAGUUCUGGCGUUCUACUUCUUGAUAACUAUUCAGACAGGAUUCAGGUUCUUCAGAAUAUGGUGCACUGUGCAGAUCUAAGCAAUCCAACCAAGCCGCUCCAUCUCUAUCGCCAAUGGACAGACAGAAUAAUGGAGGAAUUUUUUCGUCAGGGAGAUCGGGAAAGAGAGAGGGGAAUGGAGAUAAGUCCCAUGUGUGAUAAGCACAAUGCAUCUGUAGAAAAAUCACAGGUGGGUUUUAUAGACUACAUUGUUCAUCCUUUGUGGGAGACGUGGGCAGAUCUUGUUCACCCAGAUGCCCAGGAUAUCCUAGAUACACUGGAGGACAAUCGAGAAUGGUACCAGAGCACAAUCCCUCGAAGUCCCUCUCCUGCACCUGAUGACCAGGAAGAGGGAAGGCAGGGUCAAACUGAAAAAUUUCAGUUUGAGCUAACACUGGAGGAAGAUGGUGAGUCAGACACUGAAAAGGACAGUGGAAGUCAAGUAGAAGAAGACACCAGCUUCAGUGACUCCAAGACUCUUUGCACCCAGGAUUCAGAAUCCACUGAAAUUCCUCUUGAUGAGCAAGUAGGGGAAGAAGUAGAAGAGGAGGAGAACCAAACAGAACCCUGUGUGGUCGAAGAUCAUUCUCCUGACACAUAACAAUGAAAAUGCAGUCUCUUUCUCUCUUAUACUCUCUCCCUUUCUUUUCCUCUUUCUCUCUGAGUUUUUUUGUUUUGUUUUGGAUUUUUUUUUUUUUUUUUUUUAAUUUAGGUAAUGGUUUCCAAAGUGUGUGUCAUAUACUACAACCAUGGUCAUAACUUGCUGUCAUCUGCCAGGACAAUUGUUGAUCAAAACUGACAUUGAUGACUCAGUUUGGCACUCAGGAAUAUCGUAAUCAGAAUUUUCACCUCAAUGGCAUCAGAAAGCAGGGGGAGAACAUCCAUAAACUACAUUUUAAUAAGCUCUGCAUUUGGCAGAUUCACUUAAAUAAAGCAAAUAUUUUCAGAAGAGUACCACCUGCCAACCAAAUGCUGGUGUGCUUUGAUAGUUUUUGAAUUCAUUGUAUUUUGCAAGCAAAGCAUUGCAUAAUGUUCAUCUUGAGAGGAAACAGACAGAAAACAAAUUGAGGUUCCUACUGGAAAACAAAUUCAUGUAAAUGAUGGGACACAACAUGAUUGUUACCAACAGGAAGAUGAGCUGUGAAAAUUGCAUAAUUUUCUAAUUUCAAGUCUUCCUGAGACAUGACUGAAAAAAGUGUGACCCAGUGGGUUGCACUAACCUCUCCAUUUUGUAUAAUAUGUGAGAGAUCUUUUGUAGAGCUUACUUUUAUUAAGUGUACCAAGGUAUUAUAUUAAAAAAACAAACCACUUUCAUCUGCCAAUGGUUAUUUUUUUUCCAAAGAGGAACUUGCAAGUUUUCAAUACAGAUCUGUGCUACACUGGAUAAUACUUCUAGGGGUUUUUUUUUUGCUUGGGGUUUUUUGUUUGUUUGUUUGUUGUUUGGUUUUGUGGUUUUUGUUUGU
This is a messenger RNA of Pipra filicauda (Wire-tailed manakin), 3973 nucleotides long. RefSeq names its product phosphodiesterase 4D (gene PDE4D). NCBI's taxonomy places the organism in Eukaryota, Metazoa, Chordata, Aves, Passeriformes, Pipridae. Gene Ontology annotation, cellular component: nucleus; cytosol; perinuclear region of cytoplasm. The transcript is spliced from 15 exons. Gene Ontology annotation, biological process: signal transduction; cAMP catabolic process; regulation of cardiac muscle cell contraction. The coding region runs from base 1096 to 3111 and encodes 671 amino acids. Gene Ontology annotation, molecular function: 3',5'-cyclic-AMP phosphodiesterase activity; ATPase binding; transmembrane transporter binding. The record is from RefSeq and is a predicted model, not a curated record.